GGGACGCCCGGCCGCCCCGAGAGGGAGGGGCUGCGGGAUCGACGGCGGGGAAGCUCCGCCCCCGGCGCGGUAUAAGUGCUGGGCCCGGCCCGCGGCGGCCGCAGGAGCUGGUUCUGGGGCGCCCGGCUGGGCUCGGCGGGCCUGUUGCGCUUCCCACCUGCUUCCAUAAGGCUUUGCCUUUCCAACUUCAGCUACAGUGUUGGCUAAGUUUGGAAGGAAGACAAAAAGAAGACCCGGGGCCGUUUUCUUCCUCUUAUCUUGCCGUAGUAGUCGUUGGGGUCUUCUUGCACAAGGUGGCUGUGUUUUUAGCGGUGCUAUCUCCAGUUCCUUGCACUCCUGUUAAUAAGCUCCUCGGCAAGAGCAGCAGCAGCAGCAGAAGAAGAAGAAGAGCAAGCGGGGGUCUCCUGGUGUCAUGACCAAGGCAAGAGAUCAAAACCGCCAGGGAGGAUGCUGUGGAUCCUUAGAAAACUACCUGACAUCUGCAAAAUUCCUUCUCUACCUGAGUCAUUCUCUCUCUACUUGGGGAGAUCGGAUGUGGCACUUUGCAGUGUCUGUGUUUCUGGUAGAGCUCUAUGGAAACAGUCUCCUCUUGACUGCAGUCUACGGGCUGGUGGUGGCAGGGUCUGUUCUGGUCCUGGGAGCCAUCAUUGGUGAUUGGGUGGAUAAGAAUCCCAGGCUUAAAGUGGCCCAGACUUCAUUGGUGGUACAGAAUGUUUCAGUCAUCCUGUGUGGAAUCAUCCUGAUGAUAGUUUUCUUGUAUAAAAAUGAGCUUCUGACCAUGUACCAUGGAUGGGUUCUUACUUCCUGCUAUAUCCUGAUCAUCACUAUUGCAAAUAUUGCAAAUUUGGCCAGUACUGCUACUGGAAUUACAAUCCAAAGGGAUUGGAUUGUUGUUGUUGCAGGAGAAGACAGAAGCAAAUUAGCAGACAUGAAUGCUACAAUACGAAGGAUUGACCAGUUAACCAACAUCUUGGCCCCCAUGGCUGUUGGCCAGAUUAUGACGUUUGGCUCCCCAGUUAUUGGCUGUGGUUUCAUUUCGGGAUGGAACUUGGUGUCCAUGUGUGUGGAAUACUUUCUGCUCUGGAAGGUUUACCAGAAAACCCCUGCUCUAGCUGUGAAAGCUGCUCUUAAAGUGGAGGAAGCUGAACUGAAACAGCUGAAUUUACACAAAGAUACUGAGCCAAAACCCCUGGAGGGAACUUGUCUAAUGGGUGAGAAAGAUCCUGACAUCCAUGAGCUUGAACAUGAGCAAGAGCCCACCUGUGCCUCCCAGAUGGCUGAGCCCUUCCGCACCUUCCGAGAUGGAUGGGUCUCCUACUACAACCAGCCAGUUUUUCUGGCUGGCAUGGGUCUUGCUUUUCUUUAUAUGACUGUCCUGGGCUUCGACUGUAUCACCACAGGCUAUGCCUACACUCAGGGACUGAGUGGUUCCAUCCUCAGUAUUUUGAUGGGAGCAUCAGCUAUAACUGGAAUAAUGGGAACUGUGGCUUUUACUUGGCUACGUAGAAAUUGUGGCCUGGUUCGGACUGGUCUGAUCUCAGGAUGGGCACAGGUUUCCUGUUUGAUCUUGUGUGUGAUCUCGGUGUUCAUGCCUGGAAGCCCCCUGGACUUGUCUGUUUCACCUUUUGAAGAUAUCCGUUCUAGGUUCAUUCCAGGAGAGCCGAUUACACCUACCAUAAUACCUGCAACCAUCAUCACAACUGAAAUGCACAUGCCAAACGGGUCUAAUCCUGCUACUAUUGUCCCGGAGGCAAGUCCCAAAUCUGUGCCCAUAGUCUCCGUCAGCCUGCUAUUUGCAGGCGUCAUUGCUGCUAGAAUUGGUCUUUGGUCCUUUGAUUUAACUGUGACACAGUUGCUGCAAGAAAAUGUAAUUGAAUCUGAAAGAGGCAUUAUAAAUGGUGUACAGAACUCCAUGAACUAUCUUCUUGAUCUUCUGCAUUUCAUCAUGGUCAUCCUGGCUCCAAAUCCCGAAGCUUUUGGCUUGCUCGUAUUGAUUUCUGUCUCCUUUGUGGCAAUGGGCCACAUUAUGUAUUUUCGAUUUGCCCAGAAAACUCUGGGCAGCCAGCUCUUCAUUUGUUGUCCUGAUGAAAAAGAAGUCACCAACGAAAAUCAAACUGAUACAUCUGUUGUCUAAGACAGUUUAACUAUUGCUGUCCCUGUUAAUAGAUUGUAUAGAGCACAUGUGCUUAUUUUGUACUGCAGAACUCCAAUAAAUGGCUGGGUGUUUCUCUCUUUUUUUACCACAGCUAUGCCUUGAGGGCUAAAAGCUAUUUAGGAAACCUAAGUCAGCAGAAAUGAGCUGGUUAAUUUCACUUACAUUUAGCAAUGGGAAAAAAAUAUAUAGAAAAAGAAAAACAGUUUAAAUAUGGAGACUGUAAUGAUAACACUGAUUUCCCCUGUGUUUCAUGAGUAGAUAAAAUUUUACGUCAGAGUGGUUAGUCAUGUGAAUUAAGUUAUUCUUUGGCAGAUAUUUAUUAUCUGUACUAGAAUUCAGAUAUGUCAAUUUUCCCUAAAACUCACUCUUAUUUGAGUCUGGUUAAUCUACUUUAUUUGUAUCUUAUUCUCAGAUUUAUUAUAAAAAUAAAUUCUCCAGAUAUGAAGAUUAAAGUUUGAUAACCAUUAUUAUCUUAUUGAUCCAACUGAAGGGAUUUACAUAAAUGUGGAAAAAAUAAGGUUCAUGGUUCAACUUCAGAGAGCACCGUUGCAUUUUUAUUAUCAGGGUAGGGCAAAAUAUUGUAUUAAGCAUGUGUAGCAAUUCAUAAAAUGACUAUCAUGUAAGCUUCAGGUAGACGCAAAGCUGCAAAGUAGAUUUAUAACACAGUGAAUACAUAAAGAUUUCAAAUAUGUCAGUAGUUUGGCCAUAGAAACUAGAAGCUAAAAGCCACACAGAAGGAUGAGAUCCUAAUUAUACUCACGCCACUAUCAUUAAUGAUCUCUAUCUUAGAAUAUGAGGGAGUAAGCCUUUAGCCUGGCUAGUUAUGUGUAGAAAGAAAACCUACACUUGGAAAGGUUUUGUUGUAGAAAUCAUUUGAUUUACUUUUCACCCACUCGGGUAGAACACUUUUGUUUUAUGCCCAGGAGUUAUCUCUGCAUUGUUCUAGAGCAAGAAUACUCAUAAAAGUACCCCUUUCGAAUGUCUUUGAGAAGGAUAGAGGGAAAAAAAAAGUUUGUAUAUAUUUUUAAAAACUGUUUUACAAGUCAGUUUGCAACAUGCCAGUACCAACAUGGUCCUUUGCCUUAACCGUUCAUGCACUUUCUUGGAGACUGCAAUAUGUUGCUAUGAGCACUUUCUUUAUCCUUGAGGUUUAAUCUUUUUCAUCUUUCUACAGUAUGAUAAUGAUUUGCUAUGUUGUAAAAUCUUUGUAAAAUAUUUCUAUAUAAAAAUAUUUUUAAAAUCUUCA
This is a messenger RNA of Galeopterus variegatus (Sunda flying lemur), 3401 nucleotides long. RefSeq names its product solute carrier family 40 (iron-regulated transporter), member 1 (gene SLC40A1). Bases 413 to 2134 code for a protein of 573 amino acids. The transcript is spliced from 8 exons. Gene Ontology annotation, biological process: iron ion transmembrane transport. The record is from RefSeq and is a predicted model, not a curated record. NCBI's taxonomy places the organism in Eukaryota, Metazoa, Chordata, Mammalia, Dermoptera, Cynocephalidae. Gene Ontology annotation, cellular component: basolateral plasma membrane. Gene Ontology annotation, molecular function: peptide hormone binding; iron ion transmembrane transporter activity.